AUGGGCGACGGGUGCUUCCAGAAUGUCCACCCGGCCGACCAGGUUCCUGUUGCCUACGGCCGCUCCGGCUACAACAAGGACGGCGAGGACGAGGAGGACAAGUGCCGCAACUACGGCCGCUCCGGAUACAACAAGGACGGCGAGGAUGAGGAGGACAAGGGCCGCAGUGGCUACAACUAG
Molecule: messenger RNA, 180 nt
Organism: Microdochium trichocladiopsis
Lineage: Eukaryota; Fungi; Ascomycota; Sordariomycetes; Xylariales; Microdochiaceae
Exons: 2
Coding region: 1-180 (59 amino acids)
Source: RefSeq, a predicted model, not a curated record